Mesocricetus auratus (golden hamster) is the source of this 403-nucleotide messenger RNA. Its product is annotated as 60S ribosomal protein L10-like. Gene Ontology annotation, molecular function: structural constituent of ribosome. The transcript has a single exon. Gene Ontology annotation, cellular component: ribosome; cytosolic large ribosomal subunit. The record is from RefSeq and is a predicted model, not a curated record. The annotation marks the transcript as partial. NCBI's taxonomy places the organism in Eukaryota, Metazoa, Chordata, Mammalia, Rodentia, Cricetidae. Gene Ontology annotation, biological process: translation; ribosomal large subunit assembly.
CAAUCUAGGCUCCAGACAGGUAUGCAUGGUGCCUUUGGGAAGCCUCAGGGCACAGUGGCCAGGGUUCACAUUGGCCAGGUCAUCAUGUCCAUUCGCACCAAGCUGCAGAAUAAGGAACAUGUGAUUGAAGCUCUUCGUAGAGCCAAGUUCAAGUUCCCUGGACGCCAGAAGAUCCACUUCUCCAAGAAAUGGGGCUUCACCAAAUUUUAUGCAGAUGAAUUUGAAGACAUGAUUGCUGAGAAAUGGCUCAUUCCUGAUGGCUGUGGGGUCAAAUAUAUCCCUAAUCGUGGUCCCCUGGACAAGUGGCGAGCCCUGCACUCCUGAGAGCUUCCACAGUACUCUCCUGUACCCUACCAAAUCAUGUUCAGUAAUAAAUCUCACAUCCAGUAUGCUUAAAAAAAAA